Molecule: messenger RNA, 4470 nt
Organism: Urocitellus parryii (Arctic ground squirrel)
Lineage: Eukaryota; Metazoa; Chordata; Mammalia; Rodentia; Sciuridae
Gene: Nfya
Product: nuclear transcription factor Y subunit alpha
Biological process (GO): regulation of DNA-templated transcription
Cellular component (GO): CCAAT-binding factor complex
Molecular function (GO): DNA binding; DNA-binding transcription factor activity
Source: RefSeq, a predicted model, not a curated record
ACCCUUAGGCCCGGGUUCUCGGGCCCCGGAUAUGCGGGUGGUGGCCUUCACUGCCACAAGUGCCCCUACACUCAACAACACAAGCGCGCCCUGGGCCCCGGCGGUUUUCCCCGUCCUUCCAGCCUCAUCCUUAAAUCCGCCCUUGUACUCUCCACGCCCCGACUCUCGGGACGAAAGGACCUCCCGCGGGCACGUGUCCCCGGCCCUGAGAGUGCACCACCUCACAGUCUUCUAGGCUCUCCAAAGUGAAGCUCACUGUGGACAGGAUUCUAUCUGGGAGGGGCCAUGGAGAAGUAUAUGGCAAAUAGCAGUAGUUCAACAGAGCAGAUUGUUGUGCAGGCUGGACAGAUUCAGCAGCAGCAGCAGGGUGGUGUCACUGCCGUCCAGUUGCAGACUGAGGCCCAGGUGGCAUCUGCCUCAGGCCAGCAGGUCCAGACCCUCCAGGUAGUCCAGGGCCAACCAUUAAUGGUGCAAGUCAGUGGAGGCCAAUUAAUCACAUCAACUGGCCAACCUAUUAUGGUCCAGGCUGUCCCUGGGGGACAAGGUCAAACCAUCAUGCAAGUACCUGUUUCUGGGACACAGGGUUUGCAACAGAUACAACUGGUUCCACCUGGACAGAUCCAAAUCCAGGGUGGGCAGGCUGUGCAGGUCCAGGGACAGCAGGGUCAGACCCAGCAGAUCAUCAUUCAGCAGCCUCAGACAGCCGUCACUGCUGGCCAGACUCAGACUCAGCAGCAAAUUGCUGUUCAGGGACAGCAAGUGGCACAGACUGCUGAAGGGCAAACCAUUGUCUACCAGCCAGUUAAUGCAGAUGGUACUAUUCUCCAGCAAGUUACAGUCCCUGUUUCAGGCAUGAUCACCAUCCCAGCAGCCAGUUUGGCAGGAGCACAGAUUGUUCAGACAGGAGCCAAUACCAACACAACCAGCAGUGGACAAGGGACUGUCACUGUUACAUUACCAGUGGCAGGCAAUGUGGUCAAUUCAGGAGGAAUGGUCAUGAUGGUGCCUGGAGCUGGCUCUGUACCUGCUAUCCAGAGAAUCCCCCUACCUGGAGCAGAGAUGCUUGAAGAAGAGCCCCUCUAUGUGAAUGCCAAACAGUACCACCGUAUUCUCAAAAGAAGGCAAGCUCGGGCAAAACUAGAAGCAGAAGGGAAAAUUCCAAAGGAAAGAAGGAAAUACCUGCAUGAGUCUCGGCACCGUCAUGCCAUGGCUCGGAAGCGUGGUGAAGGUGGACGAUUUUUUUCUCCCAAAGAAAAGGAUAGUCCCCAUAUGCAGGAUCCAAACCAAGCUGAUGAAGAAGCAAUGACACAGAUAAUUCGAGUCUCCUAACCCCAGGCCAUAUGAUGGAGCUGAUCAAGGUCAUAUUCCUUGCCGAUGUUUUCCACUGUUCCAGGGAAUUGAUCUACUCUUCCAAUGGGACACUGACGAUCACUUCUGCCCUUUUCUACAGGACAGAAACCACUUAGUUUUUAAUAAGUGGCUCAGUAUUAUAAUCGCAGCAAUGUCUGGCAAAUUGAAGUUGCAAGCCUUUGUCUCACCCUUUCAGUCAGGACCUAUUUUAGACUUGAUAACAUUUGACAUUUCAUGGAUUAGGAUGAUACAAGGAGACACUUGCCAGCCCAGCAGUAUACAAGCACUUAUGUUGACUGGUGAAGCCAGCCAGCCAUCUCAGCAGGGAAGAACAUCCUUCUCAACCUGAACUGCAAUCAGGGAAGCCGCAGCUCAUUCCUUCCCAUGGAAUCUAGAUAGCAUCCAUCCCUCUGGUGGGGGAGCUCAGGCUGACCAACUGAAUAGACACUUUGUAUUCAGAUGGCCUCUGAGCAAGAAAGUUCCAUACUGUGAUAUGGAAACAAUAAAUUCUCUGAGAUACAGCCAUCUAAUCUGUGGUAAUAAUAAGAAUCUCUGUGGGUUCAUAUUUUAGGACUUCAGCCAAGAAAAGUCCAAAAGGAUAUUUUGGGCUCUAGGGAUAAAGUGAUAAAAUUUUGAAGAACCUAAAAUAUACAUUGCUGACUCUCUCUUUAGCUUUGACAAGUUGUGGUCUGCUUGUCUCUGUUAACAGGUCAUCAGGACCAUAGGUCUUGCUGUGGCUACUUUUCAGAUAAUAUAGAGGGUCCUGGAACUGGAAACUGCCUUUCCUAAGUAGAAAACAAAACUCUUCAAAAACUUCUGUGCUGAAGCACUGAAAACAUCUGUGGUAAUUCCUAAACAGAGAGUCAAACUAGAGAUUUUCAAGUGUAGUCUUUUUGAUGACAUUUGGGGAAUAGAAGAGUGUUUCAGUCUAGGAAGAAAGAGAAAGAGUAGUCUACCUAUCAGGUGUUGUCAUAGAGCUUGAUUCUCCUCCAGUGGAUGAGUACCUGGAAUGGAUCAUUAAGAUGAAGAGACUAAUUCACAUUUAUUCUAAAACCUUUUUACAAGUACUGCCAGGGAGAAUUCUGAGAUUGAGUCCUUGACAAAGAGCCAGGAAAGCACUAUUCAAGCACACUGUCCUGGACGAAGUCCAGGUUACCUGUUAUAGCUUGAUGUGGAUGUUGGCCUCAUUCCAGCAGUAUUUUGUGCUGACUCCAGAGAGCAGACAUUCUUACUCUUCCCAUGGCAGCUGAUUCUUUGGUGCCAUUUGCAUUUGUUUUCCCCUUUCUCCUUAGGCCUUGUGCAGAAAGGUUUUCACACUGCACCCAUACUAUAGGAAUAAACUACAGUCUGGAAGAAAGUAGAGAUGCUGCAGGGUCAGGAACUGGGCCACAGUUGCCAGAAUGAGUUGGACCUCAGAAAUCUAUUUUCCAGGUGUUGAACUCUGGGAGACAGAACCAAGAUGAUAUUUCAGAAGAGUUGGCUGCCUUCUCUGGAAACAAAGAAGGAGAAUCCAAUAAUUCUGAAGACCAUUUGGGGUUGGCUUAAAUACCAAGAGUAAAGAUUGCAUCCUUGACAUCACUCUAAAUGCAUUAGGACAGAAAAGAAAGUAAACCCUUUGAAGAGAAAAUCAGAGGGGGAGGCCAUAGUAAAAGUAGAAAUAGAGGUAUAGAGCUAUGCAAAGGAAAUUGGAAGUGAAAUAUCUUCCUAGAUCCGGGAAUCUAGUAGUUUUUCCUGCUUUCCAGGUGUCAGAGGGCUGACUCUUUGGUAAGCUCACUAGAAAUUUCUGGCUCUUUUAUGUUUCAGAAAUUAGACCACCCCAGUUUUUUCAGAUAACAUUAAAGAUGAUGAGGAAUUUAUCUUGGGGUUAGUUUAGGAGUCUAAGAUGGAGAGUUUAGAAAUUCCUCAGACCUAAUUUCUAGUGCUGAAGCCAAUGGUGGUUCUAAAAUACUAUUUAUUUGUGUCUAUAAGUUUGUACAUAGUAAUACCAACCUCAUUGUUACUGAAUUUUUCAUGGAGGGGGGCAAGUUUGACUUUUGUUUGAAAUGAAAUGCAUCAGUUGUCAUUUUGUCACUGCAUUUCAGAUAGCUCAUGGCCCUUUUAUAAUGGUUAUUUUUUGCACACCAUAAUAGCCCACAAAGUGGGAACAGGGGAGCUGACCUUUGGAUUUUUUUUCCUUUAUUACUAAUUCUUCUACUCAUUUGUCCUUGUGACUGCAGUGAUGACUUCAAUGAUGCAGAGCGAACAGAUGAAUGAAUAAUUGGUUUGAUGCAUAGUUGUGUCACUUCUUGAGAGCUUUUUUCUUUUUUUGAGGAUAAUUGUAAAUGUAUAUAUUUUAAUUGCACUGGUACAUUGAACAUGUCAGUGUCUAUGCCACUGGACCAACAGCAUUUUCUAGCUACAGGGUGCCUAAUAAUGUCUUGAUUUUCCUUUGGGGUUCACUAUAUAGGUUUUCCUCCAGCGAUAGGGGGAGUACAGGUGAUCAAUCAUUGAUGUCAUUGCAAUUGUUAUUUUUUAAAAUAAAUUUAUAAAAAUACUAAAAAAUGAUUUGACUUUUGAGGAGUUUGCAUCCCUGGAUUAUAGGUUGUGUUUAUAAUGUUAAAAUUGUGAACUUUGUAGCUAGACAUUUGAUCUCUGUUAUCAUAAUCUAGUAGUGUCCAGGCUUCCUAGUUUUAUCUCCUCAGUCUUCUCUCCCUUUUGGCUUUCCCACCCUGCUGAGGAAUUUCUGUCACCUGUGGGUUAAACAUAGAUUUGGUCUUAACUACGGGAAAUACUCAUAAAAUGUGAAGUUAUACCAGGAGCAUAAUUAGCCCUUUCAUCAUCAAAACAGCCUUCAUUUAUUAGGUAUUUUAAGUAUUUAGACCUAAAGGGUGCAAAGAGGCACUUUUUUAUAUUUUCAGAGAGCUAAAACAAAACAAAUUCUGAUUGUUGAAAAUCCGCAGCAUGCUCAUCCUAUUGCUGCAUUAUGGUCUAGCAAUUUGAGCAACAAAGACUAGCAGCUUCCAAUGUGCCAUUAUCACAAGUCUUGGAACCAAGAGCUAGAGAAAAACAGACUGGGAGCUUUCUUGGGRUGAGGCCAUAGGCCCGUCCUGGCAGAUAACAGAUAAUGUUAAAAUUGUGACC